Suillus bovinus is the source of this 1809-nucleotide messenger RNA. Its product is annotated as phosphoprotein phosphatase. Gene Ontology annotation, molecular function: protein binding; protein serine/threonine phosphatase activity. Bases 57 to 1685 code for a protein of 542 amino acids. Gene Ontology annotation, cellular component: nucleus; cytosol. The record is from RefSeq and is a predicted model, not a curated record. Lineage: Eukaryota; Fungi; Basidiomycota; Agaricomycetes; Boletales; Suillaceae. The transcript is spliced from 15 exons.
GCCAGUACUUGCAGAUCGCGACGCACGCUUCUUAGCUAGUGAACGUCUUGCAUAACAUGGGUGAUUCAUCGUCGACAUCAUCUUCCGCACCCUCUUCAAGGGCAUCUACUGCGCCAUCAUCUCUUCCCUCUCCAGAGAUUCAAACAUUGACUCUAGGAGAUGUGACCGACGAGGAUCGGGCGAAGGCUGCUAAGAUCAAGAUAGAGGCAAAUCAAGCGUUCGCAAGUCAUAAUUUCGUGGAGGCCGUUAGACUCUACACCCUGGCCAUAGAGCUGAACCCGUUAGACGCAACGUACUGGUGCAAUCGCGCUGCAGCUCGAACAAAGUUAGAAGAAUAUGGGUUCGCACUCGCAGAUGCUUCAAAGGCCAUCGAAGUCGAUCCUAAAUAUGCCAAGGCGUUUUAUCGUCGCGCGACGUGCUAUUUACAGAUUGUGAAACCUCAAUUAGCGGUGGCGGAUUUCAAGAAAGUCGUCGCGCUAGAGCCUAGAAACACGGUCGUCCAAUCACAACUCACAGCUACCCAAAAGCUCGUGCGCAGGAUAGAAUUUGAGAAGGCGAUUGAAGUAGAAGGGGAGAAAGAUCCAGUAGAAAGAUGUCAUGAAAUCAUUGCGGAAGGUGGCUGUGAGGUCGAAAAAACAUAUGCUGGUCCACAGUUGAGUACUGGGGAUGAUGGGAAAUAUGUGAUGACGGAGGAGUUUAUCAAAGGAAUGAUCGAGUGGUUCAAGGCGGGUAAAAAUCUGCCAAGGCGGUACGCGUGGGAGAUUAUUCUUGGGGCAUGCUCGCAUUUUGUGAAAGAGGACAGUCUCGUUAACUUGGACCUACAAGAAGGCGUGACAUGCGAUGUCAUUGGAGAUGUUCACGGGCAAUUCUACGAUUUAUUGAAUCUGUUUUCAUUGACGGGUACUCCAACAGAAAACCAUUGUCUUCUUAUGAAUGGUGAUCUUGUUGAUCGGGGAUCGUGGUCCGUGGAGGUCAUUCUUACCGCUUUUGCGUACAAAUGGUUGUACCCAACACGCAUGUUCAUCAAUAGAGGUAAUCACGAAGCAAAAGACAUGAACCGAACGUAUGGCUUUGAAGGCGAAGCAAAGCAUAAACACGGAGAGCAAACAUAUAAAUUGUUCGCUCACGUUUUCACCACUUUACCAUUAGCAACACUUGUCAGCGCCACCAAAGCACCCACCAAAACAAGCACUACGGCGAUACUGUCACCAAAUGGGCUUAAGAGAUACUUUGUCGUGCACGGCGGGUUAUUCAGCAAAGACGGUGUCACCCUAGAUGACGUCCGCAAAAUUCCUCGAAUUGGACGGCAGCCUGGUCAAGACGGUUUAAUGUCUGAUCUACUGUGGACUGAUCCUCAAACACUUCCGGGUCGCGGCCCGAGCAAACGUGGUGUCGGCAUUGCUUUCGGUCCAGACGUCACGAAGAGGUGGUGUUCGUUAAAUGGCAUUACUUCUAUCAUCCGGAGUCAUGAAGUUCGCCAGGAUGGGUAUGCAGUAGAACAUGACGGCCUCUGUACAACCGUCUUUUCAGCCCCGAAUUAUGUGGAUCAAGUGGGAAACAAGGGAGCGUUUAUACGAAUAGAUGCAGAAGGAGACCAAAAGUACUUCCAAUUCGAAGCAACACCUCAUCCGCCAAUGAAGCCGAUGGCAUAUGCGCAAGGAGGUCUGGCGAGCUUGAUGAUGUAGAAAUUUGACAGGGAUUUAUGGGCAUGGACAAUGUAAUGGGUGCGGGCGCGUGGGAAUCUUGCUACAUAUAGUUACCAGUCGCUUGUUGACAGACACAAGCAACAUAUUCAAACUCUUUCACUUG